UUAAUGUCAGUAGUUUGAUCUGUACCAUUAUGAGGAAUAAACCGCGCUAUUAUUUACAGUAAUAUUGUUGGGAAUUUUACACCAGCGUGUUUCUAACACCAGCAGUAUGGCGUUAAUGGAGAAACCGGCGUUUGGGAAGGUUCUGCUGGAUGACACAGUGUCACUAACCGCGGUGAUCGAGGCGAGCCAGAAUUUACAAUCUCACACGGAAUACAUCAUACGAGUUCAGAGGGGAGUCUCGACAGAAAACAGUUGGACAGUGAUCAAAAGAUACAGCGACUUCGACAUGCUUAAUAACAGUUUAAUAGUCUCUGGCCUGAAUCUGCCCCUUCCUCCCAAGAAGUUAAUUUGGAACAUGGAGCGGGAGUUCAUAGCGGAGAGGCAGAAGGGGCUGCAGGCCUAUCUGAACUUCCUCACACAGCACCACAUCCUCUCCAGCUGUGAACUGGUCAAAAAGUUCCUCGACUCCAACAAUUAUUCUGCAAACUACACAGAAAUUGCGCUACAACAAGUGUCCAUGUACUUCAGAUCGGACCUGAUCUGGGAGGUGGUGGAGCCUUUAAAAGAUAUAGGUUGGAGGGUACGAAAGCGGCACUUUUUAGUGAAACACAAAGAGCAGCCCAAGGAGCGGCAGGUUUUAAGCUGGGUGGAUUUUGGUCCUGAUAAGUUCCUAUCAGAUAAAGAUCUGCAGUCCAUGAUGAAGCUGCUUCCAUCCCUGUCUCAUCGUUAUGUCUGUCCGGUUACGUUCGCUUCUACCAUCGAAUCCUCAGCGGUGGUGAUCAGGACUUUCAACGAGAAAGGCACGUUGAGGGAUCACAUCUGCAAGGUGAAGCCAAAGGAACCGUUCUUGAAGAAGUACUGCAAUCCGAAAAAGAUCCAGGGUCUGGAGAUCCAUCAGAUCAAAACCUUUGGGAGACAGAUUUUGGAGGCUUUGAAGUUCCUUCAUGAUAAGGGCUUUCCAUACGGGCAUCUCCACGCCUCCAACAUCCUCAUGGAGGACAGCACGUGCAAACUGCUGGAUAUCGAGAACUCUGUACUGGGACUUCCUUUUUAUUACCGGCCCUACGUCACUCAGUUCAGGAAAAUGAAUACCACAGAGAGUAUUGACGUCUACUCUUUCGGACACUUGCUGUAUGAAAUGACGUACGGAAGGCCCCCGGACGCUGUUCCUGUGGAUCAGUACCCCUCGGUGCCCUAUACGUCCGUGGUUUCGGUGCUGCAGUCCAUCCUGUCUACAGAGGCGUGUAAAAGCGGAAUGCCCACCGUGACCCAACUCCUCCAAACCCCUCUUUUCAGUGACGUGCUGAUGUCCAGUACAGAGAAACCACAGUUUAAGAUCCCCUCCAAAUUAAAAGAGGUGUUGAAAGCGUCUAAAGAGAACCUGGAAAAACGUCUACAGGAGGAGCAGAGAGCCAUUCAGCAGCACAGGAGGUUGACGCGAGCUCAGUCCCACCACGGCUCCGAGGAGGAGAAGAGGAAGAGGAAGAUCCUGGCUAGAAAGAAAUCCAGACAGUCUGCUUAUGAGAACGAGGAGGACUUCUCCGUCAAAUACAACAACAACUCCGGUUCAGGAGCGAGUUCUCCACCGACUUGUCCCUCAUCACCCACUCCUCCUCCUGUGCCAGGUGUUCAGCCGGUGACUUCUCCUCCACCACCACCCCCACCUCCUCCUCCAUUAGGGAUGGAGUCCGUCCCUCCUCCCCUCCAUCCUCCUUCAGUGAACGGCGAGGGACGCAGCGCCCUCCUCAGCUCCAUCCAGACCUUCAGCAAAGGUCGACUGAAAAAAGCAGAGACCGUCGAUCACUGCAAACCGCACGUCUGAGAGACCCGAGAGCUUCACCAACGUUUCCUUCCACCCGCAUCGUGUCUGAAGUGUAACAGGAUCCGAUCUUCUGGAAUGCCGGGAAUUUGGACUCCCAGGGACUCCUGGGGGGCAGCAGGAAAGAUUUUCGAAUUCGUUUUCUCUCGAAUCGGCUGCAGGUUUGGAAUGUGGAGUGAUUUGUGGACUCUCUAAGCUGCUAUACAGAAUCGGACCUGCGAACUGGACCUCAUGAGGCAGAUUCAUUCUGACAGGUUCCUGUUGAAUGAUCAGAACUGUAGCAGCGACACAGCAAAUUCACCCUGUUAAAGAAUCUGUGUUGAUGUUUUUUAAUGCUUCGUUUUAACAGAACGUCCUGCACAUAUUUUAAUUCAUUGCAUUAUAUUAUUUAGAGAGGAGUUAUUUUUAAAGAAAAAAAUUAAAGAAAAGAAGAAAAAAAAAACAGAACUAAAUGAUUUGGGGUUGGUGCCACAGUAACCGUUGUGCCUAUACAGACGAGACCACAGUACACAGCUGUACAAAGUUUAUUCUCCUUCUAGCAACAGUGUGAGAGCUUAUUCAAGAUCACAGUCAUACAAAAACGGUGUGUAUUUAAAAGAAUGAGUCCGCUGAUCCCGCCAGUGCACCUUUCUUUAUGAUGAGAGGAUUUUAGCAGUAUGUUGUAUAGAUAAAGUAUAAAUAUACUGUAUGUGGAAUAGUCUUACUUUUGCAGACUAACACUUGCCCAGAUUGACCAGUCAUGGUGUACAGGCUGCUACCUACACUGUAUAGCCAAAAGUAUUUGGACACCUAACCAGGAGCAAACCAUAUUAAAACAGAGCGACCUCUGUGAUCUUUUCAGCUACAACAACAGCCGCACUUCUGAGAGGGCUUCUCACAACAGUUUGGAGUAUAUAUAUGGGAAUUUGUGGCAGCAUUUGUAAAGCUGGGAACUAAUGUCGAAGUUCCAGUUUGUUCCAGAGCUGCUCAGUGGGCCUGAGGUCAGGAGUUUCUUUAAACCAAGAUUCUCUUGACGUCUUUAUAGAGCUUGCUUUGUGCACUGAAGCCUUCCCUAAACUGUUUUUGCGAAGUUGGAAGCAUGUAAUUUCUUGUAUAACAUUGAUUCAUUACACCUGAUAGCAGUUGUGUGGCUGAUACACAUGAAUUCAGUGAUUAGAAGGGGUGUCCCAAUACUUUUGUUCAUAUAGUGUAUCUAAUAGGUAUCAUAGUAUAAUACUUAUCAACCAAUCAUCUGUGUUUCAGCAGUUUUGGUCUAAACUGGUGUAAGUUUUAGAUAUUGGUCAUGCAGAAUCCAGUCUAGAAUUCGCUGGAUCAUGAAAAUACGGAGUUGAAAAUAGCGCUGCUGCUGUGUCCCAAACAUCAUACUGCUAUCAUACUACAUACUCAUAUUUACCCACUGGUUCAGGUAUGAACAGGAUGGAAUAGUCAUCACUGCUAACUGCUGAUUGGACACACACAGUCAUACAAUGUUUAUUCCUGUGCAGACAGACAAACAGAUCACGCAGAAUACUUCAGCUAUGUCUCAAAUUGCAUAAGCUACACGUCCAUGUUCAUUUGGGAAGAAGGAUUGUUUUCUCUGCAGCACUUUAUUACUGUUUAUUGUGAUCUUUAAAGAGAUACAAGGUUUACAUAAUGGUAUAAAUGAGAGUUUAAUUAUUUGAUAUAUUGGGAGUAUAGCACGUUUGACUUGACCAAUAUUGUGAAAAAAAUUGUUUUGUUUCCCCCCCAAUCUAGAAAUUGCAUUGACAAUAUUUUUACCCUCUGGUGGUGUUGUGUUUUAAUUGUGACCUUUCAAAUAAAAUCAAAGAAUAUUUUC
Molecule: messenger RNA, 3635 nt
Organism: Trichomycterus rosablanca
Lineage: Eukaryota; Metazoa; Chordata; Actinopteri; Siluriformes; Trichomycteridae
Gene: pxk
Product: PX domain containing serine/threonine kinase
Exons: 18
Coding region: 107-1822 (571 amino acids)
Biological process (GO): protein phosphorylation; negative regulation of ATP-dependent activity; negative regulation of monoatomic ion transport
Cellular component (GO): plasma membrane
Molecular function (GO): actin binding; phosphatidylinositol binding; ATP binding
Source: RefSeq, a predicted model, not a curated record